This is a messenger RNA of Trypanosoma cruzi, 2535 nucleotides long. Its product is annotated as Zn-finger protein, putative. The record is from RefSeq and is a predicted model, not a curated record. Lineage: Eukaryota; Euglenozoa; Kinetoplastea; Trypanosomatida; Trypanosomatidae. The transcript has a single exon. Bases 1 to 2535 code for a protein of 844 amino acids. Gene Ontology annotation, molecular function: zinc ion binding.
AUGUCGUAUCCGACAUCCCAGGGAGAGGAGGCAUCCAAAGAAGCCGGGGACAACACACGGAUGUUGCCAUCCACGGGACAAGAACGAAACACGGAACAUUCCGGCGUCUCACAGGACGAAGAGGAGGAGGAGGAGCAGCAGCCACAACGACACGAACCCGCGGCGUCCAUCCUUCAUGAGGAUGCACAUGAGACUCCAGACGCGGACCACGACGGCGAAAUGGAGUGUUGGAUAUGUCGUUCUGGGGGAGGUACCACCCAAAACCCCUUGAUCACGAGUGUGUGCAAAUGUCGCGGAUCCGUUGGCUGGGUUCACCGUGAAUGCAUUGACGCCUGGGUGUUUUCGCGGCGUCGCGCCAGCUGCCCAAGCUGUGGAGCAACUUAUAAUAUUCUUGCGAUCAGUGAUGUAAGUUUGCCGCAGACAUUUUUUGAACAGUUGUGCUUUUUCUUUUGGGAUUUGAUUUUGCCCCUCUCUGCCAAGGCUCUGGCACUCCUGCUUGGCAUCGCGCUGAACGGUUUUGUGGUACCGUGUAUUAUUGGCGUCACGUUUUAUCACAAGUGCUUUUUUGUUAACAAUGGUGAUGCCGCAACGAGAACCAGUGAAUAUUCAAGCAAUAGCAGUGAAACUGCUUUGUUGCAGGGUCCAGAGGAUGGCGCUUCAACAUUCCUUGAUGUUUGGCUGUGGAUUAACGUUAUGGCGUACGGUUGGAUUUGUGUCACGUUAUGGCGAUGUACAAAGACAGGGUGGUGCCAGUGGCGUGCCUUUUUUGAAGACACAGAUGCGAUGUUUGCCACGGCGACGGAAGAGGUACAUGAGGAAGAAGAAGACGACGAUGAGGAGGAGGAUGAGGAUGAGGAUGAGGAAGACGACGAAGAUGAGGAAGAGGGCCCCAGACUGCAACCCAACACGGUAGUGGGGACGUUACAUUGGAUUUUGGACUGGUCCUUGGAGCGUACGGGUAGCUCGCAAAAGAUGCUACGUCCACGGAUAUUAGAGCUUGGGACACUCGUGCCUCUUUCAUUUCUUGUGAAUUUCUCUCUUGGGAAGCUACUGCUCUGCCUAAUUCUGGUGUUGGGUCUGGUUCUUAGGCGUCUUCUAUAUCCGAGGAAACGAAUUCAUGAUCCGACCCGUCGUUUUGCAGAGGCGCAAGAGAGGAAAACAGGUGCGACGGAAAUUGACAUUGCCUUAUGGUUUAUUACUUACCUCUCUGAGUUGGUGUUGUUUUCAAUUCUGAUGACCACCUGUGGAGGCAUCGUUGUGCACUUUGCCUUAUCCCCGUACUUUCUAACGUUUCCGGCAUCGUUGUCGGCAUUCGCUGGUGAACUGACACUUACACGACUUCUGGCUUAUUGGUUAGUAGGGAGCUUCUGUUCCAUGAUUUUGCUGCAUGUGGAGACAGCCAUCAUCGUCCCCCUCUUUGCUCCGGGCGUUGAGUUAUAUUUUGUUCGUAGUGUGGACCUGAACCUGGAGGAUGAUACAGCCUACUGGAAAUUUGUCUUGGCCCAGGUCUUUGAUACUGACCCGCUUGGUGUCUCCCUUGAUUUUAUCCGCUUUUGUUGCAUUGAAAUGACACUCUUGUACGUCUUUUUGGCGACUCCAAUUUACGUUAUGUUUGCCGCACAUGAGGUGAUGAUAAAGGAUGGAGCAAAUAGUACCCUCACGCCGCCGCUCGCCCCUGGAUUUCCCGUGAUCAUGGUGACACCAGCAGUCGAUGGAAUCAGUGCGUGGUUAGAAUCCUAUCUUGCCCCGGAAAAGAGUCGGUUGUUGGAAAGUUAUUAUCAAUUCUUCUUUUUUCUCAUAGAGUUGCUGGGAAGUUGUUUUGCGCGUUUCUCGCUGGGUGUGAUACUGUGGUUCACGAGGAACCCUUACUGGUUGAGGUGUGUGGCAAACACAUUAAUUGUUUUUGGCACAGGGACGGCUAUAGUCUGUGUGAGGUUAUUCCCUAUCAAACACAUGCAGUUGAAGGUUCUCCGGCAUGUUGUAAUGUUUAUCGGGCGUCAUGUUGUUCACUUGGAGGAUUAUCUUUUCGACAAGGAGCGUCUCUCUCUUCUUGACAGCUGGUUGCGUGGCGAUGGUCAGUCCGAUAUCCCUUUGCCGGAGGCGCGUCUGCCGUCGGUAUUCAGGCGUCGGGAGUGGGCCUUGCCGCCGGGAACCGCGCACCCGAAGUAUCUGAAGUUGCGUGUUGCUCUUUUCUCGUUUUUGUUUUUUGUCACCUCUAGUGCGCUGUUUUGGAUAAUCCCCAUGGCAGUGAUGACGCCGCUCCUAACGGUCUUGCCGUACUCGGUGCCGCUCUUAUGUCUCUCUGCGAAUAUUGUUUUCUUUGUAUUUAACCCAAAGAUGUAUUUUACCGCGGCCGCCGAGUUCAUGCUACUGUGCAUCAUCUUUGUUAUUGGUGUUCUUCUGCAGCCGCUGUUUUUUUGUGCCUCGCUGAGGAAUAUCUCGAGGCUGCAGCUCAUUCAGGAAACAAUGGAGUACUACCACAAGCUGAGGCGUACUGUGGGAGUAUACAACGGGGAGGCAAUGGAAGCCGCGUAG